Molecule: messenger RNA, 5906 nt
Organism: Ochlerotatus camptorhynchus
Lineage: Eukaryota; Metazoa; Arthropoda; Insecta; Diptera; Culicidae
Gene: Isha
Product: Insulator su(Hw) mRNA adaptor
Exons: 12
Coding region: 162-4433 (1423 amino acids)
Cellular component (GO): nucleus
Molecular function (GO): RNA binding
Source: RefSeq, a predicted model, not a curated record
CGGCCAUUUUAAACCGAAAUUCGUGUGCGUGUGUGAAGGACGGAAAUCGUGACACAGCCGUACGGUCCGCGGAUAUUUGCAAUUUUUUCGGUCAAAAUAUGCCCUUGGAUGGCUAAAAGUAUCUGAAUUCGAGUGUUGAAAACGUCCGCAAGCAGUGCAACAUGGAUACGGUUCGCGUGUUCAAUCAGGAGCUCUCGGGGCUGUAUGAAGCCAAGCCGCCGAUCUCCAAGGCCAAGAUGGCCUCGAUUACCCGGAGUGCGAUGAAGGCCAUCAAGUUCUACAAGCACGUUGUGCAGAGUGUGGAAAAGUUCAUCUCCAAGUGCAAGUCGGAGUACAAGAUACCGGGUCUGUAUGUGAUCGAUUCGAUCGUGCGCCAAUCGCGGCACCAGUUCGGCCCGGACAAGGAUGUGUUUGCACCGCGGUUCGCUCGGAACAUGGAGCAAACGUUCGCGCACCUGUUUCGCUGCCCACCAGAGGAUAAGAGUAAAAUCAUCCGGGUGUUGAACUUGUGGCAGAAGAACAUGGUGUUCGCACCGGAGGUCAUCCAGCCGCUGUUCGAUCUGGCCAAUCCGGAGCACCCGCUGCAUCUGCAGUACAACGCAGCGCAGGCUGCAGGUGGUGCUAGUGGUGCUGACGGAUCCGGUGGUUCCAAUGGCAUGAAUACCUCAGCUCUGUCGCACGAUUCACCGGGACCGAUGUCCCACGACGAUCACGGUAGCUCGGCGCAAACUUCGGAGGCGAAGGGACUGGACCCCAACACCAUCCGGCAGUUGCAGCAAUUCCAGCAACUGCUGAUGCGACAAACUGGCGGUAGCGAUGCACACGGCUCCGGCAAGGAUCAGGUCAAGUUCAACAAAAAGCUGCUUGACUUUGACUACGGCAGCGAAGAAGACGACGAUAAGAAUUCGCCGUCGGUUCCCUCGACGUCGCUGCCGGAUGGGAACAACAUUGCCCAGAUUCUGUCCGAUCCGAAUGUGCUCAAGCAGCUGCAGAAUCUCCAGAAGCUCAAACAGCACGAGAUGGAGGAGAAGCAAACCAAGCUGACCGAGAUGCGGCUGCAGGAGGAAAAGUUCGAAAAGCAUCUGGCCAGCGUUCUCAAGGUGGCUAGCAAUAUUCAUUCUGUCGAACAGCAGCUUAUGAACAAGCUUCCAUUUGCCAACGAGUGUGACCUGAGUCGUCAACCACCGAUCGACUUGAGCGGAGGUCCCCCUACGGCUAAGGAAGGCGAUGGCGAUGACUUCGGCAUGGUUACGGAGGUCAUCAGCGAUACGCACAGCUCGUCACCCCGAAGCACGGCGGCGGAUCAGUACAACAAGCCAGCUACGACGUCGCGUCGCCGGAAGAGCCGUUCCCGUUCGCCCCGUGACCGCCGUGAUCGGGACCGUACCCGUCGCCGGACUCGGUCGAGAUCACGUUCCCGGAGCCGAAGCCGGUCGCACUCACGAGGACGUGGCCGUGGAGGUCGUGCAUCGUCCCGGGAUCGGGAACGCGAGCGCACCACCCAGAAGGACAAGGAACGCGAUAAGGAGCGCGAGAGGGAACGUAAGAAGCGAGGACUGCCGGAGAUUAAGAAGGAACACCUCAGUGUGUGCAGUACGACUCUGUGGGUUGGCCACCUGUCCAAGCUGGUCCAACAAGAGGAGCUAUCCGAUACGUUCGGCAAGUAUGGUGACAUUGUUAGUAUCGAUCUGAUUCCACCACGUGGGUGCGCAUUUAUCGUGAUGAACCGGCGCCAGGAUGCCUACAAGAGCAUGCAAAGCUUGAAGAAUCACAAAAUGCAUGGGCGGACCAUAACCAUUUCUUGGGCCACCGGAAAGGGCGUCAAGAGCAAGGAAUGGAAGGAUUACUGGGACAUUGAUUUAGGUUGCAGCUACAUCCCGUGGAACAAGCUUACUCAUAAUACCGAUAUGGAAAGCUUGGAAGAGGGCGGCAUGUUCGAUGAGGAUACGAUGCCCCUGUGGAUGAAGGACAAGAUUAUCAAUGCUUCCAAGAAGAAGGACGAUGAUCCGGCUGGCUUGAUCAAUCCGCUGUACGCGGUCGACACGAGCCAACCACCGCCGACGGCUGCAAUGUUAGCCGGAAUCAGCUUGCCAACGUUCCCCAUGGCGGCAGUUCCUAGGCUGCCCAUAAUGGGUCUCCCGAUCGUUUCCGGUUUGGGUAUCAACGUUCCACCACCGAACCUCAUGAUGGCCGGUGGAAUGAACAAUCCUCCACCGCUUCCAAUUUCCGGCUUUGGUGUUCUGCCACCUCCGCCACCUUCGCAGGUGGCGCCGCCGCACGUUGCCGGUGUUGGUGACGAAAUGGACAUCGAAAUGGAAGAUGAAAAUUCGAACCAAAGUCAUGGAGCUCACCCCCCCGGUGGCGGUGGUGUUGCAAUGCCACCGUCCAAUCCGGCGGCCUUCUUCAACCAACCACCUCCGCCGCUGAUGCCACCGAAUUCGCUUCCAUUCAAUCGAAACCAACAGGAUAAUGGAGGUGAUCGUGGCGGUUUCAAUCAAAAUGAUAACCCGGAUCAGCAGGAUCAGGAUCGCAGAAAUCGAGGUGAUUUCGAUCGCAGGGGAGGUGGUAGAGAUAGGGAUCGUGGAGGUCGUGGAGAUAGAAGUGAUCGGGGCGAUCGUGCCGGUCGUGAAUUUGAACGAGAUGGUCGCGGAAGGAGAAAUUUCAAAGACAAUGAAGGAGGCGAUAGGCCCGAACGACCGAGUCGUUGGGGAAGUCACGAUCGGAGCGUUAGCCGCGGCGGUGGGGAUCGUAGCGGCAGUGAUAGCGGCCGUGAUGAUAGGCCACUAUCGGAAAGGCUGCGGGAAUUGGCUGGAGCAGACUUUACCCAGAGAAGCGGAGAAGGCAACGAGGGGCCGCAGUUUGGCGGUGGAAGAAACUUUAGAGGCGGCCGCAACAUGAAUGAAGGAGAUGCAGAGUUCAACAAUCAGGGAGGCGAUGAGUUUGGCGGUGGUCGCCGCGGAAACUUCCAGCAAGGUGGUCGGUUCAAUAACAAUAAUAACCCACGCGGGGGGCGAUUUAAUAACAACCGUGGCGCCGGUGGAUUUAUGCAGAAUCGCCAACAGGGUGGCCCAGAAGGUGGUGACAUGCAAGCGAUGAACAUCAUGUCGCUGCUCAAUAUAGACCCAUUCUUCGGGAACAACAACAACAACAAUCCCAACCCCAACCCCAACACCAACAACGACCAGGCUGUUGGAGAUAACGAUCAACAGCAGCGCUUCUUCGAUCGUGGUGGCGACGGAGGCAACUUCAACAACAAUCGUCGUCCGAACAAUUGGAACGAUGGUGGCGGCGAUGCAGGGAAUCGUGGUGGUAAUCGCGGUAAUCGCGGGGGUCGUGGCAAUUGGAAUAACAAUGAUGGUGGUGAUGGCGACGGAGGUGGCCGUGGCGGACGCUUCGGUGCAAGGCGCAAUGAUCAGAGAAAUCCGAGAAACAAUGAUUUUGGUGGAGAUCAAGAUGAUCAGCAGCAACAGAAUCAACAGCCGCAGUCGCAGCCGCAGCCGCAGCCAAAGCAACAGCAGCAGCGCAAUGAACAACCACAGCAGCAGCAGGGUGGUAGAGGAGGCGGAGGUGGAGGCGGACUGCGAUGGGAUCAAAAUGAUGAAAACUGGGAUGAUGAAGUUCCGGUGGUGAAGAAACGUAAUCCGGAUCCACCGAAGGAGAAUAAGCAGAAGAAGCCGCAGGAAAAGCCACAGGAGGAAAAACAGAGCGGUGGCGGUAAUGAGCGUGGUCCACCGAAGGAAAAGUCCGAAGCGCGACUUGAUGACGGUGGAGAAUGGGAACCGCGGGAGGAACGAAGCGAAGGUGGUAAAAAGCAAGGCGGCGGUGGAACUCCACUGUUUGAUGAGAUGCAUUCCGGAGAACAGCAACAGCAGCAACAUAAAGAACAGCAACAGGAUUCGAUGAGAAAUCCCAGUCCUCCUCCUCCUCCUCCAGCACGGGAACCGGAAUCGAAACCGGAACCGGAACCGAAGCCGGAACUGAAAUUUGAAGCGAAAUGGGAACCGAAACCGGAAUCGAAACCGGAACCGAAGCCGGAAUCGAAACCGGAACCGAAGCCGGAAUCGAAACCGGAACCGAAACCGGAUCCGAAGCCGGAACCGAUACCGGAAUCGAAACCGGAACCGAAACCGGAGCCAAGACAACCUUCUCCGGAACAGCAUCGACCGCAGUUGUACUCGCCGUCUCCUCCACCAGCUGUUGUGGCUCCUGCCCCUGAACCGGUGUUUAAAGCCCCUGCUCCAGAACCGGUAUUUGAAGCACCUGCUCCAAAACCGGAACCGGCACCAGCCCCAGUUAUAGCUGCAGCUCCCACCCCAGCACCGGAACCAGCUGCUCCAGUUUCGGAACCUCCACAACAAAUGGAAGCACCGCCAGCAGCAGCAGCAGCAGCAGCUUCAACAGAUGCAUCUGCACCUCCUGCCGAGGAUGCUUAAAUACUUGCUACAUCAACAUUCUAGUGCAUAUAUUAUGAAAUUAUCACUUUUAGGACGGUUUAAACAUCAAACCUUCCCAUUGUUUGUAAACAUUGAGCUAACUCUAUGAAGUAUGAGAAGGUUUAUUAUUUUUCUUUAACGAAUUAUUUCGUUUACCAGUUGGUUUGUGCUAAGCAAAAGGCAUGGAUCAAAAAUCAGUUUUAGGUUUCUAAAUCCGGAUUUUUAAUAUAUUUAAACUCGAAUGUAACCAUACACCGGUUCUUACCUUUUGUUGUUUGAUUAAGAAAUCGGUGCCAACAUUUCAAAAGAGCGAAAUUACUUUUGUAGACAAUGGCUAUUCUAGUUGAGGAAUGUUUCCUCUACCAGUUGGUACCGUUAAUUUGCAUGAGUGAGAAAUCGACGGUUGAAGUCAUUGUUUACAAAAGCAGUUUCGCCCUAAUGAAACGUUGGCACGGAAAUGUCUUCUUUUCUCCCAUGAAGAGGGAUUGACCCCGUUUACCAACUGUAGCAGCGAUCGGAAGAGAAUGGUUUAAAUUCGCUGCUAUUUACAACUUACAUAAUAAAAUUGUCAAAAGAACGUAAACAAAUAAGCAAAAACAAAUCUUAAACAAAAACUUUUAAGCAUCAAGAAAAACGGCUGUGAUAUUAAUGUACUAAGUGAAGACGACCUUGUAGUUGCGUUUCAUCAUUUGGUUUCAGUGACAAACAAAAAAAAAACAUUAGGAAAUAUUUAUCAAUUAGUUACUUAGUAUGUGUUUCAUAGGUCAGAGCGAUUAUUUUUUGUAAGAAAAUAAAUCCUAACGAGAUUAUGGUAAGAAAUUGCUGCUUGUUUAUAUGAGCCUAGUGAGAAAAGAACAGGAUCCGCUGUAAGAUAGAAUACGGAUCUGGAGGAUUUGAUAAACAAGAAAAUGCUGCCGGAAGAAAAGGUAGGUCACUGCAGCAGCGUGGGAUCAUCGCGGGAGUUGUCCAGCGAGGGAGUAGCGGCGCGCUUGCACUCGAGUUGAGUGGCUUGUGCAAGGUACUGUGGAAAUAGCUUUCGUUUACCCUUUACAUAUAUAUACUACCUUGUAUUUUACUUAGCUAAAAUUUAUGAUUUUUAUGUUAAAAUGAUUGAUAUUUAUGUAGAAAAGCAAACUGCGAGAUUGUACAACCGAGAAAGACAAAUCGAAUCAAAUCAGAAAAUCGUACUAUGCGAAACAAAUGAUGAAAUGGCUCUACCAAGUUGGAAAACGAACGUACGAAAUAUCACAGAUGCAUUCUUCUAAAUGGUUUGUAAAACUAGUUGACUCUUAACAACGGCAUACAAUACAUACCCUACACAAAUUUGAUCACUACCACUUAAUAUCCAACUUCAAAGAACAACUACUACGAUGCAUUGCAAGAGCAAAGUAUAAUAUAUGAUAUCAUAGUGCAGUAAAACAAUAUUCAAUAAAUAAACAUUUACGUUACUCUAGAGUGGUUGCUAAAAGUCAA